CAAGCCCAACCACCAACGCUGCACCUUACAUCUCAAGCAUUCCACUACAAACAAAUAUCGCGUCGAUUACUGGUUAAGCUGGAGCAGGACGCCCCGCCACAGGCUUCGUUCUCAAGGUUGUCUUUUGUUGUGGCCGCUUGCCACGAUUUGACGAGUCUGGAAGGUAUACCUCUGUUGAUUUGUGUGAAUUGGAGAUAAUAGGAUUCGCAUAACCGACACAGGCUCUGGUCUGCUCCCAAGCCCUACUUGGGUCUUCACAAGCUUGUUUUCUCGGACUUACUACUCAUCAACAGUCACUAUGGUUGCAACCUUCUCGCCGCACCGCGAUGCGGGUGGCACAUUGCACCUCCCAUCACAUGGUGGUAUUCACCACAUGGACGCUAAUACGGCUAUUCGACAACUGCGCCGGUCAUUGUCGCGCUCACCUUCGAAAAACUCAAACUUCUCACUGCUGGCACCUCGACAUCACUCACCGUCCAAGAGUGCGCCUUUCAUCUCCUCACCUCUGUCGCCUUCACGAAGACCUGCACAGAGCAACUUUGUCCUCUUCCCCAGUUCAUCCCACCAGUCGCCCUUCGCCGUACCGUAUCCCCCAAGCGGCAAAAUAACGAGACCGGUUAUGCGUCGUGUGCGCACGUCUCCGAGAAGUCCCGUCAAACGCGCCCUGAAUAUCUCUACAGACCAGGGAAACGCGAAGCCUGCCCAAUCAAACCCAACAACGCCAGGCGUGGAGAAUUCUCCCGCAAGACCUGGGCUCGCUCUUCCGUCUCUCAGCAACUCCACGGUCGAUAUACAUCCCAGUGAAACUCUCGUAUGUGCAGAAUCUACCCUGGCACCCCGGCAAACACAUUCUCGCGUUGAGAAGCGACGCAGCGGGACAUUUGGCUCGUAUGCCACAGUCAGCCCACUGAAACGCAGCGACGGAAUCAUGAACCUGGAUCGGGCAUCUCGCGGCAGCCCUUCGGCGAAAAGGCGCAGCGUCCAGGCCACAAGCUUGUCGGGCGAGUUCAGCAUCUUUGAUAAUGAAGAUGCUUCUCAGAUCGAAGAAGACUCUAACGUCGAAUCUUCACCCGAGGCCACGACGCCGCCUUUCCCAACGAACACCACCCCAUUCAGCCCUUUCGCUACCAUCCCAAAACGAUCAUCAUCUCUCCGGCGCUCUACUCUCCAGCAGCGACAGAGUGAUCGUUCACUAUUCUCUCGUGCGAAGCCUAGUGGUGACUCGUUCGAAUCUGCAGAAACCGGUUCUCCACUAACUGUACGGCCACGUAUGUCCCUGGAUAACAACCUUUUCCAACCUAACCGAGAGAGUCCGUUUGCUUCUCGAGCUGUGUCUGGCAGCUCGCUGUUCUCGUCCACAGGAGGCAACGCCGGGCAGUCGCGUCCUGCUGCCCAUCCGCUUUCAAGAACCAUCACGCAGUCAUCUUCUGGUUCGAGCUUGGUUGACGACUCUCCUACCCAUGAACCUGUCCACAAGGCCGAUCGCCCAAGGGGAGUCUUUGAUUUCUCCAAAUCGCUUCCUGCGGGAAGCGCGCGACCAGUACCAUUACGACACUUGACUCGUGAGGAUUCGACGUCCUCUAUGGACUCGUUCGCAACGCCAGAGAACUACAAGCUAGUCAAACCUCUACCGGCUGCUUUCAUGUCCACAGGCCUCAUCUCCAAGAAGAACCGCAAUGCAGAAGACCCGCAGAGUGGCCUCGGAUUCAGCAAAAACAUGCCGGAUACCCCAUGUAAACGGCCAAUCAACCUUUUUCCUGGGUCCAAGCUUCAGCCAGAGCGACCUCUGGACAUAUCAGCCUCGGUCCGUCGGUCGGACAUAGUUCCUCCAACGCCGUUCAACCCACCAAGUGCUCGACAAAAACCGGGGCCUUUUGCAAGAGGUAUGGGGAUCUUUGGAAGUUCGUUCAGCAAACCGGAGGUAUCCCGUCGUGGUAGUUUCGCGAGCAUCGAUGGUGAUGACUUGUUCGCAUCUCAGUCACCGUCUGGCCGACCAAACAGUCAAUCUUUCUGCGAAACAGACUUUCCCCCGACUCCUACGAAGCAGAGUUUCUUUCCUUCUCGCACUUAUCCCCCUCCCAUCUCACAGAUCGCCUCCUUAGAAAGGCUCGCGGAAGUUAAAGGGACCAGCUCCAGCCCACUGCACGACCGAUUCCAGCGGGGAUCACCUCACACACCCCAAGAUCACCUGUUCCCUGAUCCGAGUGGGCUAUCAAUAUCUAACGAUCAGCAAUCCACCAGACCAGAUUUUGACUCUUCCAACCUCCCAGCAACCCCAACUGGUCCGCGUGAUUCAUUCUUUCAGUCAGGAAAGCGUCCUAGCCUACCAUUGGCUGGUUACCAUGUACCCGACGUGGAUCCAAGCCUGACUUCGCGUUUUGAACGAGUAGAACUGGUUGGCACAGGUGAAUUUUCUCAGGUCUACCGCGUCGUGGAACCUCAGCAAAUGUCAAGGUCAUCAUUACUCUCGGAAGGAACCGACACUCCUAGAGUUUUCACCGAGCAAGUAUGGGCUGUGAAGAAAUCUAAACAGCCAUACUCUGGGCUCAAAGACCGUGAACGUCGGAUCCGGGAAGUGGAUAUACUUAAAUCACUGACGAAUUCGGAUCACAUCAUCUCUUUUAUGGACAGUUGGGAAGAUAAUGGUCACCUUUAUAUCCAGACGGAGUUCUGCGAAGAAGGUAGCUUGGAUGUCUUCCUCGCUCAAGUUGGACUCAAGGCACGGUUAGACGAUUUUCGGAUCUGGAAGAUCUUGAUGGAGCUGUCAACGGGUCUAAAACGCAUCCAUGAAAUGGGGUUCAUCCAUCUCGACCUGAAACCAGCAAAUAUCCUGAUCACCUUCGAAGGUGUUUUGAAGAUUGCCGAUUUUGGCAUGGCAGCACGUUGGCCAGCUGACGAUGGAAUCGAAGGCGAAGGUGACCGUGAAUAUAUUGGCCCCGAAAUUUUGAUGGGUCGCUUUGACAAGCCGGCGGAUAUCUUCUCCCUCGGCUUGAUUAUGUUCGAAAUUGCUGGAAAUGUUGAAUUGCCCGAUAAUGGGCUUUCGUGGCAAAAACUGCGGAACGGUGACAUGAGUGACAUUCCUAGCUUGACAUACAGCUUCGAAACAAGCAUAUUUCGCGAUGCAUCCGGGAACCCAAUCCUAGAGGAGCCGUCAUUCGAAGAACUGUGUGCAUCCGACUUUGGGGAUGACGAUUUUGGAAUGGACAGCUUUCUCGGAGCUCGAGAGUCCACUGAUCGAAACGCAGUUUCCCUUGCUCGAUCUGGCGAGCUUGUUGAUCCUCCUGGCUUCAUGGUCGAUGCAAACCAUGAGCAAGCUUUAGACAAGAUUGUGCGAUGGAUGAUUUCACCUGAACCGCUUGAUCGACCCACGGCAGAGCAAGUCCUUGAUACGUACGGUGUGCAGUUCGUUGCUGGCCGACGUCGAGCUGGAGCCAUCGUUUACGAAGGCAACUGGGGUCCUGCCGAUGAGGUCCUCGUUGAAGACGCAGAGAUGAUCGAUGUUUGACCAGUACGACUUGACAUAUCUAAUGCAUUUGGACGGAGUUGGCGCUUUCCUUUACAAUACCAUCUAAUGACGGCGUUCUAUGUGAGAUUCCGAACUAUCAAUCUUAAUGUCCAUUUGACUAUCUCGAUGACCAUGAUGGAAUCGAGAUUGCCAACCGACCAUCUCGCAUGAACCGGAUAAUGUUGAUAUGACUGACUGACGUAUCCGGUUUCAUCGAAUGGGGGGUCUCCACUCAUUUCCUUUUCGCACAUUUCUUUUGUUUUUAUCAAUGGGUCGCUUACUUAGCGAGACUACUGGCAUUUCACAUAUCGC
Molecule: messenger RNA, 3817 nt
Organism: Aspergillus homomorphus CBS 101889
Lineage: Eukaryota; Fungi; Ascomycota; Eurotiomycetes; Eurotiales; Aspergillaceae
Product: tyrosine protein kinase SWE1
Exons: 2
Coding region: 299-3505 (1068 amino acids)
Biological process (GO): protein phosphorylation
Molecular function (GO): protein kinase activity; ATP binding
Source: RefSeq, a predicted model, not a curated record